Messenger RNA from Lucilia cuprina (Australian sheep blowfly), 3108 nucleotides. It is a transcript of the gene Hr78, whose product is annotated as nuclear hormone receptor HR78. Lineage: Eukaryota; Metazoa; Arthropoda; Insecta; Diptera; Calliphoridae. The transcript has 4 exons. The record is from RefSeq and is a predicted model, not a curated record. Gene Ontology annotation, molecular function: nuclear receptor activity; zinc ion binding; RNA polymerase II cis-regulatory region sequence-specific DNA binding. Gene Ontology annotation, biological process: regulation of transcription by RNA polymerase II; cell differentiation; anatomical structure development. The coding region runs from base 790 to 2766 and encodes 658 amino acids.
UAUUGUCAUUCAUUGUGAAAAAAGAUUCUAACUUGUCGAGAUGUCGUAUUAAGAAAAAAUGUGCUGAUUUAAACAAUUUUAAACUUUAAAAGCUUAAAAAAUAAUACAAAUUAAGCCAAAAUAUAGUAAAGUUAAAAAGGCGCUUAAUAUUUAACGAAAAGUUAAACAAAAAUAUUAUAAAAAUAAACAAAAACCGAUAAGGAGCUAUAAAAGAAAAAAAGCCACCAACAAAGUGAUUGACCUCGAGUUAAAAAACAGCAGAAAAAAAUUAAAGAAAAACAUACAAGAGUACAAAUAAAAAAUAAUAAAAAAGAAUACCAAUCCAAGUGAAGCAACAAUUUCUAUGAGUAAAUGUGUAUGUGUGUUUGUUGUUUUUAUUAAUUUAUAUGGAGUACUGAGUGGGUGAACUAGAAAACAAGUGCUCGCUUUACUUGGCUGCCUGCAUAGAGCAGAGCAUAUAUAGAGGCUGACGGGGCUGGUGCCACUGGCUCUUCUGCUUGUUGAGGGGGGAAAAGAAAAAGGUCAAGAAUUUCAGUUAACACAAGAACGACAACAACAACAACAAUAGCAACAGCAAAACAAGUAGCGUAUGUGUUGUGCAUUUAUAUUUUGUUAAUUGUUCAACAAUUGAGCAGUAGAAGUAGACAUAAAUAUUUAAAGAGAAACAACAAUUACAAAAAAAAAAAAACAACUAAUACACCAGGUAAACCAGAAAAAGGUGAGCAGCAUUUGCAGCAGCAGCACUAGUAGAAGUGGGUACAAAAGAGGGGGGCUUAAAAAGCUCCGACAAUGGGCACAAGUAGUUUUCAAGCUGAAGAUAACAAAUUAUUUGUGAAUCAUAAUAUACAACCAACAAAUAGUGGCGGUGUUGCUGGUGCAGCUACUCCUUCAACAUCAAACAAUAUGAAUGUGGAAUUAUGUUUAGUAUGCGGUGAUCGUGCCUCGGGACGUCACUAUGGAGCCAUUAGUUGUGAGGGCUGUAAAGGAUUCUUUAAGCGUUCGAUACGCAAACAAUUGGGUUAUCAGUGUCGCGGCGCUAUGAAUUGCGAGGUUACCAAACACCAUCGCAAUCGUUGCCAGUUUUGUCGAUUGCAAAAAUGUUUGGCCAGCGGCAUGAGAAGUGAUUCUGUACAACAUGAACGCAAACCUAUAUUGGAUAAAAAAGACCCAAAUGCCGGCUCUACAACAGGACAAACAACUGCCCAAUCGCUUACCGUGGGAGCAGGUGGCAGUGGUGUAAAAUCCUCAAAUGCUAGUCCACAAUUUCAACAGAGAUCAAAGUCCUCUUCAUCAUCAUCAUCAAUAUUUAAUCACAAUUUAAGUGCAGCAGCAGCAGCGGCGGCUGCCACAAAUACUUUCGCUUUGGAUACUAGUAAUUUAGCGCCCCCGGAAAUAUUUGGUUUAAAUUUUGCCGAACUAACACAAACAUUAAUACAACAAGCUCAACAGCAGCAGCAGCAACAACAACAGCAACAGCAGCAACAACAGCAUCAACAAUUAACAAAUCAAGUUUCUGCUAAUGCUGCUGGCAAACCUUUACAUUAUUCCCCUGAACCCAAACAACUUUUACCAGACAACGAUUUGGAGGAGGAUGAAGAUGAGGGCGAUUGUAUUGAUAUUGACAAUUUACGCAAUUUUGCCAAUGCCGCCUCCCAGAAUAGCGGAAAUAACCAAGAGGCCAUUGAUUAUGCCAUAACAAUGGGUUUAAGAAAUUUUGCCAAAACCGUGAUUAACAAUAAUAAUCAAAAUAUCAAUUUCAAUAUGGAUGCCUUGACCCCUAACCCCACACCAGCAGUGGGUUUAAUACAAAACUCUCUAGACAAAAGGGUUAUAGAUAAGGCUUUACAAAUGUUGCUGCCCAUUAAACAGCAAUUGGAUAACCAAAUGGCCCAUGAAGGCAAUGGUUUAAUUAUUAAAAAUGAACUUAAUGAGGAUGAUGACAUGGGUGAUACCAGUGGCAAUGAGGAGGAGUUUAUAACAGACUGCAUGGAUUUAGAUGAGCAACAAAAUCAAAGAGACUUUGUUAUUAAUGAGUCCAUAUUUGAGAAUGAUUUGAUAGCGCCCGCUUAUGCGAGUUUCAAUCUACAGACACCUAAUUUAGUGUCAUCUUAUUUUAAUGUCCAUUAUGUUUGUGAGUCCGGUUCACGCAUUAUAUUCCUUACUGUGGUAUGGCUGCGUAAAGUACAAGCCUUUGUGGAUUUGUCUCAGCGUUCACAAAUCAUUUUAUUGCGUAAUGCCUGGCCCUCUUUGCUGGCCCUUGCAGUGGCCCAGGUGCGCAAAUUAUCACAAAGUACCAUCAUCAAUACCCUUAUACACAAUGUGCGUCAAAUGGCGGAUAUAGAAAAAAUUGAUCCUCAUAGAAUCAAAAAGCUAAGUGAACAUAUAGCUCGAUUGAACUCCUUUAUCCAAACCAUACAAGCACUUGAGCCCUCCGACAUGGAAUAUGCUCUCUUACGUCUAGCCUGUCUUUUUAAUCCGCAUGCUUUUCUAAGACGCAAAGAACAAUCGGUUCGUGUUUAUGUGCAACGUGUCCAACAGUAUGUUCUUAAUAGUCUACGCAAAUUGUUAGCCUCUCAAGAUUUACCCGCCUACGAAGCUGAGGAACGUUUUAAUAGUUUAGUUCUCAACCUAAUGCCGUUGAGUGCCUUUGAGUCAGACUCUAUUGAGGAUUUAUUCUUUUCAAAUCUAGUGGGUCAAGUGCAAAUUGACAAUAUGUUACCGUAUAUUUUAACACUGAGUAGCAGUGUGGGAAACUUAAAUUGUUAAGUUUUUCUUAAUUUCCGUAGUGUUGUAGUAAUUAAUGUUAAUGUUUUAUCGUUUAACUUUUUGAAAAAAGUGUUUUUUUUUUUGUUCUUUUCUUUUUAUAUCUUUUACUAGACUGAUAAUUAAAUAUAAAUAUAUAUAUAGAUGACUUAUAUAGAACGAGAGGAUAAUAAAGUGUGUGUUAAAAACACUUUAAAUAGUUUUAGAGUUAUUUUGAUUUAAACAUAUUUCAGAUAGAAUAUUCUAUUUUUAAUUGUAUGUUUUUUGGAUUCUUUGUAUAAUUCUAUAAGAAUCUUUUUUGAUUUAAUAUGUUAAAAAUUGAAAUAAAAUCAAAAAUAAAAUGAA